Molecule: messenger RNA, 325 nt
Organism: Theileria parva strain Muguga
Lineage: Eukaryota; Apicomplexa; Aconoidasida; Piroplasmida; Theileriidae
Exons: 3
Coding region: 92-325 (77 amino acids)
Source: RefSeq, a predicted model, not a curated record
AAUUAUGGUGUCGUAAAAAUCUUAAUUAUUAUGUAUAAAAUAUCUUCAUGAGCUGAGUACUGGAAAAGUUUGAAGAUUGGAAUUCCCUAACAUGAUUCUACAGGAUUCUGGCCCCAACGAUUCUGUGAGUAGUGAGGGGAAUUGUAAGCAUUUGAAGGAUUUGUAUGAUAAAUGCUUUAAUAAUUGGUUCAAAAACGACUUUCUCAAGGGCAAUUUUAAUGAUAAAUGUAAAUUAAAACUCAGAGAUUAUAGAUCUUGUUUAAAAGAAUAUUUUGAGAGUAAGGGGAAUAAUAAGUUGGUAGAUUUAUUAAAGAAGUUUGAUUGA